This is a messenger RNA of Myxocyprinus asiaticus (Chinese sucker), 2892 nucleotides long. RefSeq names its product myozenin 2b (gene myoz2b). The record is from RefSeq and is a predicted model, not a curated record. NCBI's taxonomy places the organism in Eukaryota, Metazoa, Chordata, Actinopteri, Cypriniformes, Catostomidae. The coding region runs from base 178 to 951 and encodes 257 amino acids. Gene Ontology annotation, cellular component: actin cytoskeleton; Z disc. The transcript has 6 exons. Gene Ontology annotation, molecular function: actin binding; telethonin binding; FATZ binding.
AGCUGGCAUUCCACUAACUCCCGCACACACCCCCACGCCAGUGUAAGUCAAGAGCAGAGUGCGCGACAAAGACAAAUCAGGCCGGAUCAAACUACCCAGAGUGACCUCUUCCUUUCAGAAGAUACAGGUAGAACCCAAGACACACUGAGCACCGCUGGAAUUCUCAUUUCAGCCAUCAUGUCACAGUUCAGCACUCUUUCAGUACGUGAGAGGAAGAUGCAGGCAGCAGCCCUUUGCCAUGAGGUCCAUGGUGGUGCCAACGGUGUUACUAUGGACCUGGGGAAGAAACUUUCUACUCCAAAAGACAUCAUGCUGGAGGAGCUCUCUCUCCUGUCGAACCGAGGAUCUCGCCUUUUUAAGAUGCGACAGCGGAGAUCAGAGAAAUACACGUUUGAAAGUAUACAGAAUGAAGCCAAUGCUGUUUUUCACAAUGAAAAUCAAGCCAAUGCUGAAAACUCUGCAAGUAAAGGAGUAGCAUCAAAAACACCACCAAACACACCAGAUCCCAGAAACCCUGCGAAUCCUGAGGACAUUGCACCUGGAUAUGGAGGCCCCUUGACAAACAUACCUCCAGAGAAGUUCAAUGCCACAGCCACGCCCAAAUCCUACCACUCACCCUGGGAAGAGGCCAUCAUCAAUGAUCCUACACUUGCCGACUCAAUCAAAAUUCACAUGCCUGUGCCUGAGCCUAAACCAGAGAUGCCUGACUACAAAAGCUUUAAUAGGGUGGCUACACCAUUUGGUGGUUUUGAAAAAGCCCCACGAGGGAUCACUUUUAAGCUUCCAGAGGUGGACUUGAAUGCCCCCAGAUACCCAGAGCUCCAGGAUCCUACAGCCAAGCGGCCCACUUUCAACAGGACCGCCCAGGGGUGGAUCUCAGAAGGCCUGCCUCUUAUUUUACCCACUGUCUCUCUGGAGCCUUUCGAGAUACCUGAGUCUGACGAUCUGUAACAUGGAUUCCACACCAUCCUUUCUCCUAAUCCCAAACUGCCUGAUUGUAGUAGAGGGUAUGGUAGUUGUCAUCCAAAGCUACUGAUUGUAGAACAGCUUUGUGUUUUAUUUCUUUUCUUUGUAUGUUAAAGUAAAUUUGCGACUGCUGUUCUUGGAACAGCACUUUCCACAUAUCAUUUUAGAGUGGAUGCCUCUGAGAAUCAGAAAUUAGAGGGAUAGUUCAGCCAAAAAUGAAAAUUCUCUCAUUUUUUACUCACCCUCAUGCCAUCCCAGAUGUGUAUGACUUUCUUUCUUCUGCAGAACACAAAUUAAGAUUUUUAGAAGAAUAUUUCAGCUCUGUAUUUUGAAGUUUGAAAAAGCACAUAAAGGCAGCACAGAAGUAAUCCAUACGACUCCAGUGGUUUAAUCCAUGUCUUCAGAAAUGAUAUGAUAGGUGUGAGUGAGAAACAGAUCAAUAUUUAAGUCCGUUAUAUACUAUAAAUCUCCACUUUCACUUUCACAUUCUUCUUCUUGUGUUUUUGCCGAUUCAGAUCUUUGUGCAUAUCGCCACCAACUGGGCAGGGAGGAGAAUUUAAUAUUAAAUACUGACACCUACUGUAUCAUAACUUCUGAAGACAUGGAUUAAAAAAGAAGGGGGCAGUGGUGGCUCAGCAGUUAAGGCUCUGGGUUACUGAUCAGAAGGUGAGGGGUUCAAGCCCCAGCACUGCCAAGAUGCCACUGUUGGGCCCUUGAGCAAGGCCCUUGACCCUAUCUGCUCCAGGGGCACCAUAUCAUGGCUGACCCUGUGCUCUGACCCCAGCUUAGCUGGGAUAUGUGAAAAAAAGAAUUUCACUGUAUAUGUGCAAAAUGUGUGAUAAAUAAAUACAGUUAAAUAUAAUAAACCACUGGAGUCAUAUGGGUUACCUUUAUGUGCUUUUUGGAGUUUCAAAGUUCUGGUCACCAUUCACUUGCAUUGUAUGGACCUACAGAGCUGAAAUAUUCUUCUAAAAAUCUUCAUUUGUGUUCUGCAGAAGAAAGAAAGUCAUACACAUCUGGGAUGGCAUGAGGGUGAGCAAAUGAUGAAUUUUUAUUUUAGGGUGAACUAUCCCUUUAAGGAUCAAGAGGGUAUUAAACAAAACCUUAUGUGAGGCACCAUUCAUAAUCAUCAUCAGAAUUAAUAAAAACAUAGCAUUGUAAUUGAUUGGUAACAUAGUUCUGUUUAAGAAUAUCACCAAACAAUCAUGACAACAUUAUGUGUAAUUGUUUCAUAAUUUAAGUAACAGACUUAGAGUAAUACAAUGCUGAUUAACAUCAAAAGCAAAAGCAUAAAUUAAUUAUGAAUAUGCAACCUUAAUUAAUAAAUUAUUUAUUUUUGGCCUAGACUCUAACCUUACAUUAUUUGCAACAUGCAUCUAAAACAGUAAGCAUAUAGAGAGUAUAAGGAUAUACUGUAGGUGUGUUUUGUUUUUUUUGUUUUUGUUUUUUUUGGAGUGCAAUGAUUUAAUUUUUUGAUACAUCCAGGGUGUGGCAGAGGUUUGUUUUAUGCAUGGUCAUACUGUGAAACAUAACCAGUUUCCUAAGGUUGUCUUGAUCUUUAUCAGUAAUAUGUUCAGUACAGUAUCAAAUAAUACUGAGGUUAUAAUUCUUCACUUUGUGAUGAAACGAUUUUGCGCUCUUCACUACAGUUAAGGCUCCAUCACAAAAACUCACAAACUUUUAUAUAUUUACAGUAAAAUCUGAAAUCAAAUUUAUAAGGAUCGAUCAAACAGUGGAAACAGCCAUGUGAAUAUAAUGUGACGAGUGCCUGAAAUCCUGUUUGUACCGUAAAAAUAUUAAUUGUAUUUUUUCUCUUUUGGCAAAUGUUUAACAUUAUAUUCAUAUUGUUUGAACCUUUCAUUUAAUUGUAGUCACAAUAAGUAGUGUACUAUCAAAACUGUGCAAAUAAAAUGCAUAUUUAUGUCA